Molecule: messenger RNA, 1331 nt
Organism: Cydia amplana
Lineage: Eukaryota; Metazoa; Arthropoda; Insecta; Lepidoptera; Tortricidae
Product: zinc finger protein 772-like
Exons: 1
Coding region: 45-1307 (420 amino acids)
Biological process (GO): regulation of DNA-templated transcription
Cellular component (GO): nucleus
Molecular function (GO): DNA-binding transcription factor activity, RNA polymerase II-specific; zinc ion binding; RNA polymerase II cis-regulatory region sequence-specific DNA binding
Source: RefSeq, a predicted model, not a curated record
UUUUUGUGUAUUUUCUAUUCUAUGUUCACUUUAUUUCGGAAACCAUGGAAGAGUAUGAGAAUAUAUACAAACACUUAUGUCGUGUGUGUUUAAAACAAAAUAAUGAACAAAAUAUGGUUUCUUUAUUAGAUUUUACCAGCAUUGACGGCUUAAGUUGCUUUGGCAAAGCCAUUCUAACCUUCGCGAGUGUUGACAUCCAAUCGAACAAUGUUUUUCCUACUUUGAUAUGUAACGACUGUUUAUAUUGCCUAAAACAAGCUAUUUCUUUUAAACUAAAGUGCGAAACAAGUGAUAAACAGCUUAAAAAGUUGGCAAAUCAGUGUUUUUCUGAGACUGAAAUCAAAACAAAAGUCGUCGAAUAUGCAAUGUUUCAAAGUUAUUUUACUAACGAAGAUCUGCGAGGGUGUUCAAGUUCUGACGUGAAACGUGAAGUAAAGCCCAAGUUAUUCAUGCAGAACAUCGCUGGAAUAGAUAAUCUGGAUAUGGAAUUACCUGCGUCUCAAUACAGUUUCAGUGAUAAUUUUCCGGAUAUAUCAGAUGAAUAUGGUUCUAAUCCACCUUAUCCCGAUAAAAAACCUACUCAAUCACGAGAGGCAGAUGUCAUUCUGGACCGCAUUGAAAAACUGAUAGGCUCACGCGCAGAUAUAUCAUCAAUAGAAUUUAAGAAAUGUUUUAAAAAACAAACUUUCAAGCGGCAUAAAAAACUCGCUCGAAGACAACAAAUGCAACUUCAAAGUAUAGACUCAUUUAACUGUAAUGUUUGCCACAGAGUCUUGGCUAACAAACAUUCAUAUGAUAAUCACAUGCAGAGACACAAUGGGUGUAGAUUUGUCUGUGAACAUUGUGGCAAGGGGUUUCCAGUGCUUACUGAGCUACAAGUACAUCAGGUGUCUGUCCACGGUACUGGACCAUACCUACAGUGCCGCCAGUGCCCAUACAAAGCUCCACGCAAGUUUAGUCUGACUGAGCAUGAAAGGAUACACACUGGUGAACGUCCAUACACUUGUGAAAAGUGUGGUUUAACAUUCCGGAGAAGAUUUGUAUGGAAGAAGCAUCUCAUCUACCAUAACGAGAAAACUAUUCAAUGCAGUUUAUGCCCCCGUAAAUUCUAUCUGCGGAGUGAGAUGUUAGCGCAUUGUAAUAAUGUUCACGAGAGGAUGUAUGUGUACUUGUGUAAUAAAUGUGGAGCCACCUAUGCAAAGGCUGCUACGGUCAGGCGGCAUUUAACAGAAAGACAUGGAGUGCCAAGAGAAGAGCAAGGCAAGGUAAUUAGGAUUAAUAAAGGGAAGGGUGACUUCCCAGAAUAAAUUACACAGUGCCAGAGUGAAUUA